Molecule: messenger RNA, 728 nt
Organism: Alnus glutinosa
Lineage: Eukaryota; Viridiplantae; Streptophyta; Magnoliopsida; Fagales; Betulaceae
Product: cysteine-rich and transmembrane domain-containing protein WIH2
Exons: 4
Coding region: 205-447 (80 amino acids)
Cellular component (GO): plasma membrane
Source: RefSeq, a predicted model, not a curated record
AAAAAGUUGAACAAGCUGCUUCGACUUUCUUCCUUAUUGCUUAACGCGUGGGGUUGCCGACAACUUUAUUCUUUUUUAUUGGUAAACCAGAACGGCACCGUGCCUGUGGCCGUGUGCCUCGCCGUAAUUCAUUGAAGAGCUAGCUAGUCGGUUUGGCCACUGAAAGAAGCUUCGUUCAGGAGAAUUCUUGUGAAGAGAGAAAUCAUGAGUUACUACAACCAGCAGCAGGCUCCCGUCGGUGUUCCUCCUCCUCAAGGGUAUCCAAAGGAUGCUUAUCCUCCACCAGGGUACCCUGUCCAAGGUUACCCUCAGCAGCCGGGGUACCCGCCGCAGCAGGGCUAUGCUCCACAGUACUACAGCCAGCAGCCUCCUAGGCAAGAACAAGGUUUCCUUGAAGGAUGUUUAGCGGCACUCUGUUGUUGUUGCCUUUUGGAUGCUUGCUUCUGACGAUCGAGAACCUUCAGCGAUUCAGCCGCACCUCGUCAUUCGUUUGUGAUUGCAUUAGGCAUUAGGCAUUAUUAGGUAGGGGCAUUAUAUAUGUUAGCGUUUCUUUCAUGUUAAGACUUAAUUAAGAGUAGAUUUCAUGCUUAUUCUUCCUUCUAAUGUCUAAGUUGAUAUCGAUCGAUCGAUCUAUUUGAUUGGGAUAUAUAUAUAUGUACAACACUACUUAAACAUGUAAUCAUUUUUCUUGUUUAUGUUAUGGGAAAACAUUGGGAUUGUCCGGUAAA